CCGGGGGCUGGGAGGGGGAGGGGCUCUGGGGUGUCUGUCUCCAUAGCUGACCCUGUCUCCCCCCAGGUCCCCCCCAAUGGGGUAGCUGGACGGGGGCCCAUGGGCAGUGCCCCUCGCAGGAGGCGGCGUGAGCAGGCACCAUGCCCAGCGUCCUGGGGCUCCUGCUGGCCUGGCUGGGGGGCUGCGGCUGUGCCGGACGCCUGGGUCCCCCCUGGCCGGGCUCCCGGGGGACCCCACCCCAGGGCUGGGAACGCCCCCUGCUGAGAUCCCGACGGAGCUGGGUCUGGAACCAAUUCUUCGUCAUCGAGGAGUAUGCAGGCCCUGAGCCUGUCCUCAUCGGCAGACUGCACUCGGACGUGGACCGGGGCGAGGGGCGGGUCAGGUACGUGCUGACGGGCGAGGGGGCCGGGACGGUGUUCGUGAUCGACGAGCGGACGGGGAACGUGCACGUCACCAAGACGCUGGACCGGGAGGAGAAGGCCCAGUACACGCUGCUGGCCCAGGCUGUGGACUGGGCCUCGAACCGGCCCCUGGAGCCGCCCUCCGAGUUCAUCAUCAAAGUGCAGGACAUCAACGACAACCCGCCCGUCUUCCCGCCCGGCCCCUACCACGCCACUGUGCCCGAGAUGAGCGACGUGGGCACGUCGGUGAUCCAGGUGACGGCGCAGGACGCCGAUGACCCGAGCUAUGGGACCAGCGCCAGGCUGGUGUAUGUGGUGCUGGAGGGGCUGCCCUUCUUCUCCGUCGACCCCCAGAGCGGCGUGGUGCGCACUGCGACCCCCAACAUGGAUCGGGAGGCGCAGGCCGAGCUGCUGGUGGUGAUCCAGGCCAAGGACAUGGGGGGCCACGCCGGGGGGCUGUCGGGGAGUGUCACUGUCACGGUCACCCUGAGCGACGUCAAUGACAAUCCGCCCAAAUUCCCCCAGAGUUCUUACCAAUUCUCGGUGCUGGAGACGCAGCCGCCCGGCUCCCCCGUGGGGCGGCUCCGGGCCCACGACCCAGACGAGGGGGCCAACGCGCGGCUGAGCUACCGGCUGCUGGACGGGGCCGGGCCCUUCGCCAUCAGCACUGACCCGCUGGGCCGGGACGGCAUCCUCACCCUCAGCCAGCCGCUGGACUUCGAGCGGCGCCAGGCCUACGCCCUGCGGGUGGAGGCAGCCAACACGCAGGUCGACCCGCUGUACAUCCGCCAGGGGCCCUUCAAGGACGUGGCCACCGUGCACGUGGCUGUGCAGGAUGCGGCCGAGCCCCCGGCCUUCGCCCGGCCCAGCUACCAGCUGGGGGUCCCCGAGAACAGCCCCCCCGGCACUGUGGUGGGGAAGAUCACAGCCUCCGACCUGGACACACCCAGCAGCGCCAUCCGAUACUCCAUCCUGCCCCACUCGGACCCCGGGCGGUAUUUCAGCAUCAGCCCCCAGGACGGGAUCCUGCGCACGGCCCUGCCCCUCGACAGGGAGACGCUGGCCUGGCACAACCUGACCGUGGUGGCCACCGAACUAGACAGCCCGGCGCAGGCUGCGCCCGUCCCCGUGCUGGUCCACGCGCUGGACGUGAACGACAACGUGCCCACGCUGGCGCCAGGGACCGAGCCCUUCGUCUGCCACGGCACCAGGCCCGGCCAGCUGAUCCAGACCAUCUGGGCCCUGGACCGGGACGAGGAGGCGUCCGGGAGUCGGGUGACGAUUCGCUCCCCCCCGGGGCUGGGACCCUCUGACAUCACAGUGCAGGACAAUGGGGAUGGCUCAGCCGCUCUCCUGCUCCGGACACCACGGCUGCCCCCCCCAGGUGGCCCCCCCCUGCUGGUGCCCCUGGAGCUGGUGGAUGGGGGACGCCCCCCCCUGACUGGCACCCCCACCCUGACACUGAGCGUCUGCCAGUGCCGGCCCGACGGUGCCCUGCGCUCCUGCCAGCCCCCCCCCGCCACUGGCGCCCCCCCGGGGCUCAGCACCGCCGCCCUGCUGGCCAUCCUGGGCUGCGGCGCCAGCCUGCUCGCGCUGGCGGGGCUCCUGGCCAGAGGGCGCCCCAAGGGGGGGCCGCGGAUGACGCCGGCGGAGGAGGGUGAGGUGCGUGAGAACAUCAUCAGCUACGACGACGAGGGGGGGGGCGAGGCCGACACCCAGGCCUUCGACAUGGCCGCCCUGCAGCGUCCGCCCCCCCCCGCACUCCCCCCUGGCCCCCCCCACCUGGCCGCCUGCCUGGCCGCCCGCCUGGGCCGGGCUGACGCUGACCCCCGGGCCCCCCCCUACGACUCGCUGCAGGUCUAUGGCUACGAGGGGGGGGGGACGCCCUGCGGCAGCCUCAGCCCCCUGGGCUCCUCCUGGGGGGGCAGCGAGGGGGAGGGGGGCGACCCUGGUGAGUGGGGGCCCCUCUUUCGCACCCUGGCCGAGCUCUACGGGGGCCAAGAGGGGCCCGCCUGAGGCCACGCCCACCUCAGCCACACCUGAGAGGCCACGCCCCCUCCCUGUAGGUCAUGCCAGCGAGGCCACGCCCACCUCCCGCCAUGCCAUGGGACCACGCCCACCUCCCAGCCACACCUGAGAGGCCACGCCCCCUCCCUGUAGGUCAUGCCAGCGAGGCCACGCCCACCUCCCGCCAUGCCAUGGGACCACGCCCACCUCCCAGCCACACCUGAGAGGCCACGCCCCCUCCCUGUAGGUCAUGCCAGCGAGGCCACGCCCACCUCCCGCCAUGCCAUGGGACCACGCCCACCUCCCAGCCACACCUGAGAGGCCACACUCACCCGGUCAUGCCAGUUAGGCCACACCCACCUGGGCCAUGUCCACAAGGCCACGCCCAUUUCCCAACCACACCUGUAAUUCCCCCCCAGGUCAUGCCAGCGAGACCACGCCCACCUCCUGGCCACACCAGUGAGGCCACGCCCACUGCCAGGCCACGCCUUGGCCGCACCUGCAGGCCCUUGCACUCUCCUAGCCACGCCCCCCGAGCAGGCCACUCCCACUUCCCGCCACACACCCCAUGGCCCCUGCAGCCCUGCCUCCCCUCAGUGCUUCGCCCCCCCCACGCUUGGCCUUUGUCCUGUGUCCGUCUGUCCCCCCUCCCCCGCUCACUGGGUGUGUUCCCCUCAUUGGGUGAUCAGCCCCCCCAUUCCAGCCUUGCCCCCCCCACCCCGAUUAAUGCUGGAUCCAGCCCCCCCCCUCAGGCUGAGCCCCUGCCACCGCCCCCAGCCAGGGGAGCCCCAGGAAAUCCCAGGGGAUUGUGGGGGCCUGGACCCCACAGCUCUAGGAGCCUCCCCGAGCCACUGGCCCCUGCUGCUCCCCCUGACCCCCCCCUCCCGGGGGA
Mauremys reevesii (Reeves's turtle) is the source of this 3300-nucleotide messenger RNA. RefSeq names its product cadherin 24 (gene CDH24). Gene Ontology annotation, cellular component: plasma membrane; adherens junction; catenin complex. Gene Ontology annotation, molecular function: calcium ion binding; cadherin binding. The record is from RefSeq and is a predicted model, not a curated record. Gene Ontology annotation, biological process: cell morphogenesis; cell-cell junction assembly; homophilic cell-cell adhesion. The transcript has 11 exons. NCBI's taxonomy places the organism in Eukaryota, Metazoa, Chordata, Testudines, Geoemydidae. The coding region runs from base 141 to 2417 and encodes 758 amino acids.